This is a messenger RNA of Coffea eugenioides, 1474 nucleotides long. RefSeq names its product eukaryotic translation initiation factor 3 subunit H. Gene Ontology annotation, molecular function: protein binding; metallopeptidase activity; translation initiation factor activity. Lineage: Eukaryota; Viridiplantae; Streptophyta; Magnoliopsida; Gentianales; Rubiaceae. Gene Ontology annotation, cellular component: eukaryotic 43S preinitiation complex; cytoplasm; cytosol. The transcript is spliced from 12 exons. Bases 135 to 1148 code for a protein of 337 amino acids. The record is from RefSeq and is a predicted model, not a curated record.
CAAGAAAACAAGAGGGAAAAACAACUGAGAUUGCAGAAGCAAAAGCUCAACUGAUUAGGGUUCUUCUUCUUCUUCUUCUCCUCUCGGCCCAUCUUCAACUCCGUCCAGCCUAAGCGCUCUCUCUCGAUCAAACCAUGGCUAACUCGGGGGCGCGGUCGUUUUUACAGGUGGCGGCUACAGAGGAGGUUGCGCCGCCGCUGAGAGUCGUCCAAAUCGAGGGACUGGUUGUUUUGAAAAUUAUAAAGCAUUGCAAGGAGUUUUCGCCAGCUUUGGUCACAGGGCAGCUACUUGGGUUGGAUGUUGGUAGUGUCCUUGAAGUCACCAAUUGUUUCCCAUUUCCAAUACGGGAGGAAGAUGAAGAGAUUGAAGCAGAGGGUGCUAAUUAUCAGCUUGAAAUGAUGAGAUGCUUGAGAGAGGUUAAUGUUGACAACAACACUGUUGGAUGGUACCAAUCAACCCUAUUCGGUUCCUACCAGACAGUGGAAUUGAUUGAGACAUUCAUGAAUUAUCAGGAAAAUAUAAGACGGUGCGUUUGCAUUAUUUAUGAUCCUUCCAGGUCAAACCAAGGAGUUUUAGCUUUGAAGGCCUUGAAGCUCUCUGAUUCUUUUAUGGAACUCUACCGCAGCAAUAACUUUACUGGAGAGAAGUUGAGGGAGAAGAAUCUUUCAUGGGUUGAUAUCUUCGAAGAGAUCCCUAUAAAGGUUUCAAAUUCUGCUCUCAUCAGUGCCUUUAUGACUGAACUUCAACCAGACACUCCUGUUAACCAGUGUGAUUAUGAAAGGCUACAAUUGUCAACCCAUCCAUACUUGGAGAGGAAUAUGGAAUUUUUGAUUGAAUGUAUGGAUGAUUUGUCAAUGGAACAGCAAAAGUUCCAAUUCUAUUACCGAAAUUUAUCUCGUCAACAAGCUCAGCAACAGGCGUGGCUUCAGAAGAGAAGGGCUGAAAACAUGACACGUAAAGCUGCAGGGGAAGAGCCAUUGCCUGAAGAAGAUCCUUCAAACCCCGUUUUUAAGCCAAUUCCAGAACCAUCACGGUUGGAUAGCUUUCUCAUCACAAAUCAAAUUGCCAACUAUUGCAACCAAAUUAAUGGAGUUGCUGGACAAAGCUUCAGCAGGCUAUACUUGAUGAAAGCUCUGCAUGAAAACUGAAUGUUGUGCUUACCAGAACCUUAUUGGAAAGUUUCAAAGGGAAGGAGCUGGGAAAGUAUGGUCCAUCAUAGAAUGUGCAUUUUGUCAAUUUUCAGAUUGUAACUUAAGCAAGGAUCUUUGCUUAAAACUCUUACAGCGGGGGGAAGGGCAUGUUGCUCUAAAUUUGUAUUGAUCUUUCCUUCUGGCUUCUGUUUUUAUUUUGCCUGAUAUAUCAGUUGAUUUAUAUUGCGUAAACAGCAAAAUUUUGGAUGUAAGAUUUAGUGAUAGUUGAUUAAGUAUUCUCAAUUUUGUCAGAUCUGACCAAUCAAUCUGCCUAUAUUUUUGUA